Cryptomeria japonica (Japanese cedar) is the source of this 1749-nucleotide messenger RNA. Its product is annotated as reticulon-like protein B23. The record is from RefSeq and is a predicted model, not a curated record. Lineage: Eukaryota; Viridiplantae; Streptophyta; Pinopsida; Cupressales; Cupressaceae. The coding region runs from base 590 to 1108 and encodes 172 amino acids. The transcript is spliced from 4 exons.
UUGCAUUUCGGGGUUAAAUUUUCAAUGGGAAGAAAGACAAUGGGCUAGGGUUUCAAUGAUUAGAGCUUAAAUCAUGCAACAAUGUCAGACCUUUCACUUUUUAAUAUUGACCAUUGGUUAUCAGUUAAUCUAUUGAACUUUAUUGCAGAUUUUGAAACUAGAAUCUACGACCCACUAAAAUCUGAUGUACAUAAUUCAUGCACAUCGCAGUUGAUGGGGACUCUAAAUUCCAAUUCAUCGCUUUACUGCAUAUAAUUUAUUGAAUCUCUAGAGUCCAUUAUUAGCAAUUUGCUUUUUAAGAGAUUCCGCUCCGCUAAUUUUGGCGGUAUUGGAAAAAGAUUAUCCAAAAGAAAUCCACCUCACUACCCAAAGGAUCACUUUAUUCCUUUUUUUAAUUGCGAUCACAUAGAAGACAACGCAGAAAGUAGUGUGAAAAUGUGUAGACCAGUCGGCAUUGUCUUCUUAAUAAUAGAUGCCAAAUCAAAAAUCAGAGGAAAGUAUAAAUCUCAAAUUUGAGGAAUCUACUGAGAGAAAGCCAAAUAAAGGAAGCAUUAGAGGAUUGCAUUUAUACCCUGAUAGAUGCCACUAAAUGGAACACAAAAUUACAGCAACGAGGAAACCGGGAAUGCCUCUGGUGAUUCUCAUAUGCGGAAGUCUGGUGUAUUAUCACUGUGCUGUAAGGAAUUCCAGCAUGGUUUCUCUCAUCUGUGAUGUCUUGAUUGUUCUCUUAUGUUCCCUUGCAGUUUUGGGAAUGCUCUUCCGUCAGAUGAAUAUUUGCGUUCCUGUGGACCCUUUGGAAUGGCAAAUUUCACAGGAGACUGCAAAUAAAGUUGCUGCAUGCAUGGCAAAUACAGUUGGUGCUACUGAAUCUGUUCUUAGAGUUGCUGCAAGUGGUCAUGACAAGAAACUAUUCCUCAAGGCAACUGUUGUCCUUUAUCUAUUAUCUGUUCUGGGAAGAGCAGCAUCAGGUGCCACGGUUGCAUAUGCAGCAUUAUGGAUUAUUUCAUUGAUCUUCUGCUCAUCAAAGUUGUCACCGGAUGCAACUCGUCAACCUCAAUACCUUAAUAGAAAGAGAGAUGGAACAAAGACUGGAGGGCAGGAAAAUUGAUCGUAUCAGUUUUCUGGUUUGUGGCAACUUUGCCUGAUGGUUUGAUUAAUUCAUUCUCUUGGAAUGACUCAAACCUCCAUCCUUCGGGGAAAAAAUCAUCAAAUAACCACUCAAUAUAACCAAUGAUAUCAUUUUUGCUUCCAGUGCUAAGUGAUCAUUCUGUUCGGUGCUAACAAAAUUCUUAAACUUAUGAGCUAUCCUGUUCAACAUCUCAAAGAUUGUGAUUAGCUUAUCUGGUUCAUGGAGUUGAAAAGGAGUGUGUAGUUUCAGUAACAUAAACAUCAACCUAGAUGUAUUGUAUACAGUGGCUGAUUGCAAUUCACUCAAAUCUGUAAGAUGCUCCUAAAAUUUUACAAUAGGGAACAGCUUAUUAAUGGGUAGUUUUGAGUCACCAGCGCUGAAUUUCAUGGUUACAAUAUGUAUCGUUUUGUAAUGGGUCUCAGUGAAUUCUUAUGGUGCUUUAAUAAGAGAAGGCAAAGGUGACAUCAGGCAUCAGUAGAAAGGUUAACUUAAGCUAGAGCCACUAUUACACUUAAGCCUAACAAAAGUGAACAGCCUCUAUAACCUGUUGGUAUAAAACAGGAAUGUGUUAAAAUAUGAAGAUGUUGUUGCACCUUUUAAUAUGCAUUGCAUUAUAUAAA